CCCGCGCAUCUUCUCCGCUUUCAUCUCCAGCCGCCUGCGCCUGGCAACUUUCAAUGAGGUCCUACCAAGCCCAAGCCCAAGCCCAAGUCCAAGGUUCGGCGCGGCCUCAAACAGCUGUAUCCAAGCUACUGUGGUUGUUAUAUCUUCUCUUUCCCUGACCAUACACGGAGUCACAGUCACUCUUUCCUUCCUUGUUCCUGCCUUUUCCCUUUUGCUCCUCCCGGUUGAUGUCUUAAAGCACCGGACCAGCGUCGGUGGACGAUUCUCCACAGAUCACCAUGGCUUCCGGAUUUAAGAAUGAGCUCAAGUCCCAGGGCGCCGUCGAGGCAGCUCAAGACCCCAACUCCUCCGUCACCGGCGACGAUGCUGAGCGUGUCCUGCUCAACGAGAGCCAGAAAGCCGGUGCGACUGCUUUGCACUUCGACCCCAAUGCCUCGCCAGAAGAAAAGGCCGCGCAAGCUAGAUCUCGGCAGAACGACACCAAACGUCCACCCAAAGGAGUUGGCAUAGCGACGGAUCUGGACGGUGGUCCGGACCAAUAUGACCUUCCUCCCCCCGAAUCCGCUGCCAUUGCCGAAACAGCCAAUGCACCCACGGCCGGAGCCCAAGGUGCGAAUGGCGCGCCUCCUGAAGAGAAAGAAGAAUGGUCUAAGGUUGGCUGGGCUCCACGAUUCGGCUCCGGUGAGACGGAAGAGGACGAAGAGGUGGGCAAUCUCCUUGACCAUCAGACCCUGUUGGAAUCAAAGCUAGAUGAUAAAUUCUUUGGCGAUUGGUACCACAAUGCCGCUGUCAUCGUCUUUUCAUGCCUUGCCUCGUGGCUCGUUGCAACACUCGGCGGGGGUCUGGCUUGGAUCUUCAUUAUCAUGGCCACCUGCGGCACCUACUACAGAACCUCAGUCCGACGGGUUAGGCGGAACUUCAGAGACGACAUCACUCGAGAACUGGCAAAGGCUCGUUUGGAGACGGACACAGAAAGCCUCGAAUGGAUGAACAGCUUCCUCGUAAAGUUCUGGCCUAUCUAUGCUCCUCAGCUUGCCAAAGGUAUUGUGCAGUCUGUCGACCAGGUCUUGAGCACUUCCACCCCGGCAUUUUUGGACAGCAUGAGAAUGGAGACUUUUAUUCUGGGUACUAAGCCUCCGCGUAUGGAACAUGUCAAGACCUAUCCGAAAUCGGAAGAUGAUAUUGUCAUGAUGGACUGGAAAUUCAGCUUCACUCCAACCGACACCAUGGACAUGACGGCUCGUCAGCUCAAGACCAAGAUCAAUCCGAAAGUGGUCCUCGAGAUUCGGAUCGGCAAAGGCGUGGUGAGCAAGUCAAUGAAGGUCAUUGUUGAAGACUUCGAGUUCUCGGGCUUGAUGCGCGUCAAGAUGAAGUUGCAGAUCGCAUUCCCUCAUAUCGACAGAGUCGACAUUUGUUUCCUUGGUCGUCCGACAAUCGACUAUGUCUGCAAACCGCUGGGGGGAGACACGUUUGGCUUCGACAUCAACUUUAUCCCUGGACUGGAGAACUUUAUUAAAGAACAGAUCCACGGAAACUUGGCGCCGAUCAUGUAUAAUCCGAAUGUCUUUCCCAUCGAAGUGGCCAAGAUGCUGUCUGGCAAUCCCAUCGAUUUGGCGGUUGGAGUCGUGGCGGUCACCAUCUACAAUGCGCAUGGGCUCAAGAACCCCGACAAAUUCUCAGGCACACCAGACCCGUAUGUAGUCGUGUCUUUGAACAGUACCAAAGAGCUAGGACGCACCAAGACCAUCCACGAAAACGCCAAUCCGCGCUGGAACGAGACCAUAUAUGUCAUCAUCACAAAUUUCACCGACUCCCUCACCUUGCAAGUCUUUGAUUACAAUGAUGUCCGGAAGGACAAGCAACUUGGGACUGCCACAUUUGCAUUGGAUCAGCUGGAGGCUGCUACUGACCACGAAGGUCUAAGCCUUGAUGUCCUCUCGGGCGGCAAACACCGUGGAGUGAUCCAGGCUGAUAUCCGCUUCUUCCCCGUCAUUGAAUCCGAGAAAUUGCCAAAUGGAGAAAUUCUGCCCCCACCAGAGUCCAACACAGGUAUCGCACGGAUCACCAUUGAACAAGCGAAAGAGUUGGACGGGAGCAAGAGCUUGGUCGGGGCUCUGGAUCCUUACGCCGUGCUGCUUCUUAAUGGCAAGGAAGUCCACAUGACCAACAAACUCAAGCAUACCAACAAUCCUGUUUUCUCGGACAACACCAAGUCGGUCCUUAUCACGGAUCGUCGGAAAGCUAGGAUUGGCUUGGUGAUCAAGGACAGUCGUGACCUCUCUAGCGAUCCCAUUCUGGGGACGUACCAGAUCAAAUUGGACGAUAUGAUGAAACUUGCCGAAAAGGGCCAAGAAUGGUACAAUUUGCACGGGACAAAAUCCGGAAAGGCCAAGUUACUAUUGGACUGGAAACCUGUGGCAUUGAAGGGUGCAACCGGAGCUGGUGGCUAUAUCACUCCGAUUGGCGUUAUGCGAAUCCACGUUCAAAGUGCAAAGAACCUUCGAAAUUUCGAGACGGUCGGCAAAUCCGAUCCUUACGCCAGAGUCCUGUUGUCAGGCAUUCCCAAGGGCCGCACGGUUACUUUCAAGAACGACCUCAACCCUGAUUGGGAUGAAGUCAUAUAUGUUCCUAUGCACACCCCGUCGGAACGGUUAGUUCUUGAAAUCAUGGACGAAGAGAAACUUGGCAAGGAUCGCUCAUUGGGCUUGGUUCAGAUUGCAGCAUCGGACUAUAUCAAGGAAAGCGACGAGGGCGGAUACGAAGUGCACGAUUCCAAAAAUUUACAUUCUGAAGGUUUACGCCUGGGCGGCACGGGUGGUGAGAAGGGUAUCGUCAACUACACUUGCGCCUUUUAUCCGACAUUGAAUGUGCUCGACCCGGAAGAGGAAGAAGAAGAACGCAAAGCGCAGGCAGCAAUGGAGACUACAGCUACUACGAAUGGGACACCAUCACACAGCAAGAAAUCCUCCGUUGAUGUCAAGUCUUCGCUCGAGAUGGCACGACCAAGUGUGGAUGGCCGCAUGAGUAUAGAGUCAGUUGGCCGCAUUGGGAGCCCAACCGCCAAUAGAGCACCGCCCUCAAUCAAUGACUCGGUUCUCUCGACCAAGAAGCAGGCUCCCAAGGUCAAAAUCACUGCCGAAGACCUCAGCAAAUAUGAAUCGGGCCUGAUCGUGUUCAAUCUCAUCGAAGGCCACUUUUCCGAGACGAACGUGCAGCUUGAAGUGCUGAUGGAUGAUCAUGCCUUCCCUGCGUACACUUCUGCAAAGAUCCGACAAAAGGACUUCCAUUUUGGCGAAACUGGUGAUGCCAUGGUUCGUGAGAUCGACAUGUCUCGAAUCACUCUUCGCCUGGUGGAGAAGACCGACAAAUCUGGAAAACAGGACGAGGACGAUAUUGUGGCCAAGCUUACCGGUCCGACACUCACGACUCUGCAACAGUGCUUGUACAAACCGACCGAGUUGACCAUGCGCGGCAACAACGGCGCCGCCAAUAAAGUGACAGUGCUUUUGAAGUAUUUGCCAGUGAAAAUGCAACUUGACCCUAGCGAAAGUAUCAACAACAUGGGAACGUUGAGAGUGGACGUGCUCGAUGCGCAGGACCUUCCAUCGGCCGACCGAAAUGGCUAUAGUGACCCGUAUUGCAAAUUCAAGCUCAACGGCAAAGAGGUGUUCAAGACGAAGACCCAGAAGAAGACACUUCACCCAGCUUGGAACGAGUUUUUUGAAGUACCCGUCUCGUCGCGUACUGCAGCGGACUUCAGGGUUGACGUGUACGACUGGGACUUUGGCGACAAAGCUGACUUGCUGGGUUCGGCAGUUCUGAAUCUGCAAGUUCUCGAGCCUCUCAAGGCACAAGAAAUGACUUAUGCUCUGGACGGCAAGUCUGGUACUCUCCGACUUAAGAUGUUGUUCAAACCAGACUACGUGACACGAGCUCGACAGGGUACUUCCACCUUCCAAGGCACUUUUGCGCCGGCAGGUAAAGUGAUUGGAGCGCCCGUGAAAGGCGUUGGCAAGGUUGGUGGAGGUGUUGUGAAAGGAGCCUCAUUUAUCAAACGGGGACUCAUUGGCCGAGGCGGCAGCAAAGACGAGACAGAGCACGAGGUCAAUGGAACCUCUUCCACCGAACAAGGUCUUGCAACCCCUACAAUAUCUACCCCGGUGGGCACCCCUUCCAAAGCCACACCCCCAAUCGACGGAACAACGUCGCCGGCCACUCCCACCAUGCUGCAUAACCGCAGCAAGAGCAAUCACUCAACGUUCACCAACACGCCGAAGGGUGCCGAGACUGGAACAGCCAAUUUCAUCAUAGUGUCAGCCAGCGGCUAUCCUCCAGGAGCAGAUGUCCGGGUACACGUGAGAAUGUUGGGAGCCAGAGGAGCCAAGGAGCUCUUUAAGACGAAGGCCAUCAAAUCAUCUUCGGGAGCUGUGGAAUAUGACACCAAUCACGAGAAUUUCAAGGUUCCUUGCAACGCGGACACGCAAUUUCAGGUGGUUGUCAAAGACCAUGACACCUUCCGCUCCAAGGACUUGGGCGAAGGGCUCCUGUUCGUGUCGGACCAGGGUGGAGGGUCCGAGCAAACCGUCAAGGCCGGAUCGGGCACUGUGACUAUCCGUAGUAGCUUCACAGCCAAUGCCGAGGCGUCCAGCGACGGGCUUAGACCGGUUACCAGCGGACGGGACAGCCCGGACUCGAAGCGCGACGGACGACGAAGCUUCUUUGGGCGGCGGGAGGUGAGCGGCAGGCACGAGGCUCAAUGAGCGACAGACAACGAGAAGCAAGGAAGAUUCGAUGCGACUUUCAGCGACGGCGUCUUUAAUGGAGGACAGGAGGAACUUGUGCGGAUGACCAUCCACGUGGCUUUCCCGACUUCGGCACUACUUAUUAUUGUACUUAAUUGCAGAGAUUCCAUAUAUUGCUUUUAGAGAUGCUCAUGGGGUUAAUGGAGCGGAUGUCGAAAAGCAGCAUAUCGUUUUCGAACAAAACCGGGGACCAGGAACCAGGACCAGGAACCAGGACCAGGUAUGGGCGGUGAAGGUCGGACGAAAUGAUAGGAUGCUGGUAGCAGAACCACGAUAGGGGUACUCGUAUCGAGAGCGGUCAAUGGCAGAGAAGAUUUGGUGAGCGGAAACCGUGGAAUGAUGGCGGGUCAAGGGCUACCACUUGACCAGUCUCUUUUGCAACGUGCAUACAUAGUAAGAAGUAGUUGGAGACGAGGCUGGCGACCUGCAUAUCAGUAUCUCCUGCUCUCUUGGUUGGCUUA
This is a messenger RNA of Exophiala xenobiotica, 5263 nucleotides long. RefSeq lists its product as uncharacterized. NCBI's taxonomy places the organism in Eukaryota, Fungi, Ascomycota, Eurotiomycetes, Chaetothyriales, Herpotrichiellaceae. Bases 279 to 4760 code for a protein of 1493 amino acids. Gene Ontology annotation, molecular function: lipid binding. The transcript has 5 exons. The record is from RefSeq and is a predicted model, not a curated record.